AUGAAUGAAAUUUAUUGUAUUAUUAAGAAAUUUCUAAAUAUACUGAAAGUACAGCUGGAAGCAUUAUCAAAUAAAAAGGAAAGAAGUGUUGAUUUAAAGUUUAUUAAACAGGAUGUAUAAAAAUAGGAAAAGAAUUUGUUUUUGCAAAAGAUAAACCUUUAUGCUCAACUAUUUAGAAAUAACAUAACGUGUGUUAGAUAUAAUGGUUCAGAUGAAGUGUGUGAAGCCGAUGUUGGUGGCUCUAAAUGUAGGGCUAGAAUAUGUGAAAAUGGUGCAUUUAAUACUGAGGAAUUUUGCAAAUAGUAGGAUUUGUCUGUCUAACUUAUACCAUGUAAUACAUACAAAGGAUUGCAGCGUCUUAUUCUGCAUAUAUUGGUACUGAUGGAUGUUGUAAGGGAACUGGCACCAUUACAGAAACUUCUUGUUUAGUUUUUGAUGAAGCUCCUGAUUCAACGACAACAGAUGAUGCUUGUAAUAAAUUUUAAAUUGAAUGUGUAACUAACAGGGAAAGAGUGUAUGAUAAAGGCUAGCUUAAAUCUUGCGCAACAUAUGAUGGGAAACUACAAGUUCUUAGUCAAGAAUUGGAUCUGA
Molecule: messenger RNA, 591 nt
Organism: Paramecium sonneborni
Lineage: Eukaryota; Ciliophora; Oligohymenophorea; Peniculida; Parameciidae
Source: the annotation of a GenBank genome assembly